Molecule: messenger RNA, 1093 nt
Organism: Corticium candelabrum
Lineage: Eukaryota; Metazoa; Porifera; Homoscleromorpha; Homosclerophorida; Plakinidae
Product: ran-specific GTPase-activating protein-like
Exons: 5
Coding region: 4-795 (263 amino acids)
Biological process (GO): nucleocytoplasmic transport
Cellular component (GO): nuclear pore; cytoplasm
Molecular function (GO): GTPase activator activity
Source: RefSeq, a predicted model, not a curated record
CGCAUGCGUGUAGUUCAGCGGGAAAGCCGUGUAAGCCGUUGUACCUUGUUGCUAUCCGUUUGUAUCGUCUCAAUCCUCCAUGCUAUGGCAGAAGAACAGAGUCGCGAAGAGGUCACUCCUUCGAACGAUCCACACUUCGAACCAAUCAUUCAUCUACCGGAAGUAGAAACGAAGACUCUAGAAGAAGAUGAGGAAGUAGUUUUCAAAAUGAGAGCGAAGUUGUUCCGCUACGCGUCUGAUGCGGAUCCUCCUGAAUGGAAAGAGCGUGGAGUUGGCGAUGUAAAGAUUUUGAAACAUAAAGUAACUGGUCUCUAUCGUUUGCUUAUGCGGAGAGAGAAAACUCUGAAAAUAUGUGCUAAUCAUUACCUGACGAAGCAGAUGCAGUUGAAGCCGAAUAUUGGAAGUGAUAGGGCGUGGGUGUGGCACGUGUUGGCAGACUUUGCAGAUGAGGUGCCCAAACAAGAGCUACUUGCCAUAAGAUUUAAGGAUUCAGAAAAUGCACAGAAAUUCAAGGCUAAGUUUGAGGAGUGUCAAACACAAGUAAUUGACAAAAGUACAGAAAAUGUGACAGAAAAGCUCAGUCAGUUGACUGUUAACAAAGAGAAAGAUGAGUCUAAGAAAGUUGAGCUGACAGCAGAUGACAAUGAGACAGACAGUGCUCCAACUGACGAAACAAAAGAUGAAACGAAGCAGGAUUCUCAAUCACAGUCAAAGGAAGAGACACAUGGAAAAAGUAGAUCAGACAAUGAUGUGAAGACUGAAACUGAAGCAAACCAACCUUCAGAUCAGUCGUAAAUUUUUCAUGUGUGUAGAUGCACGCAGUUUGUAAUAGGAACCAUAGUAUUGUUUAGUGAGCUGUAACUUGAAUACGUAAGACCAAUACAUUCUGGAAAUAGACUGCUGGGAGGCUGGUCAAACUUGAAUUAUGAACCAUCUGUUUAGAAAUAUGCUGUGAACCAAAGGCUGUCUGGUUAGAAGGCAUAGAAAUACUUUGACAGUCUUAUGAUUAGAUUAAUGUGUUUGUGUAUGCCUAGAGCUCCCAAGCUUACUGAAAUAUUUGCUAGACAGCUAUAAAGUGGUGACACAAAACUAA